CUUGGACUUGCUGAAAAGUCUACCCUGAAAUUCAUGAGGUCGACUUGUGGCAAGUCUAACAAACUUUAGAGACUGCACAGUACGGACUGGAAAUCAUCUUUAACUAUGGUUCGUUACACAUUUGAAAGCGAAGAUCAACUUGGAUUUGAGGGACUGAUGAAGGUAGAGAAUUGGUUUUUCCGCUAUCAAUCAUUUUCAGUUUUCAAAUCUCAGAGCUCAGCUUGAUCGAUUGAAAAACAAAAAAAAGAAUGAAAAAUGUUAUUUCAGCGACUGACAGUUAAAAUCCAAAUUUCUGAAGCUUUAGCAGUCUCGGUUACUUGUAUAAAUCCCGUUCAGUUCUUAAUUUAGCUACAUGUCAUGCUGUAGUCCGGCGAAACCUAAGAGACAAAAAUAAAUGACGGAAAAAAUGUAGAGCAAUAUUACAUACUAAAAAAGAUGCAUAGUGAGCUUUUUUAAUGUUUUUCUAUCGUUCAUGACACGAUGAUGCUUUUCCAUACAUUAAAACGGUACUUUUGUACGGUUGUAGGUUGGUGACUUUUGUACUGGUAUUAUAGUAAUAAACAUUUGGCUUAUUUUGCAACAACCAACAAACAUUUUAUCCAAGCAAAUUAACAAGACGAAGCAAGAGGGGUCGGGAUAUCAAACUUUACACGCUUAAGAGAGCCAAACACUCGCGUCAGGCCUGUACCGGUAUCUGUAGUAAAUAUGAUAUUUUCCUCUCUACAGGACAGUAAUGGACGGUGUCGAUCUGGAUAUCGAGAUAGGAAGUCAUAAAUACUACCCAGACUUUGUUCGUGAGAUGAGGCGGCUUAUGAAUACAGACAAAAGUAAACAGUACCUGAUCACAGCUGCUCCCCAGUGUCCCUUUCCUGAUAAAUGGAUGGGACCUCAGAUACAAGGCUCUGCACUAGAGGAAUAUGGCAACGAAUUUGACUACUUGUUUAUUCAGUUCUACAACAACUACUGCUAUCCUGGAGAUCAAUAUUUUCUCCCUGUGAUGGACACUUGGUUAAAGUGGGCACGGGGUAUUCCCAAUGGCCCUCUUGUUGUCCUUGGUCUGCCAGCAGGACCCGAGGCUGCUGGGAAGCCGCAUUACUAUUUCCCGCCAGAUAAACUGGCUGCCGUCUACAAGGUAUUAUUCAUUGAUUAAAAUCAAAUCUCCUAUGGUUACCUGUGAAACCGUCAUUUGCAUUGUUGAGGAAAGCCCAUAGGGUAAGUAACAAUGGACCUCAUAUGUUGGCAAAAUGAGAAAUCCCGCA
This is a messenger RNA of Orbicella faveolata, 1259 nucleotides long. RefSeq lists its product as uncharacterized. Gene Ontology annotation, molecular function: chitinase activity; chitin binding. Gene Ontology annotation, cellular component: extracellular region. Gene Ontology annotation, biological process: carbohydrate metabolic process. The record is from RefSeq and is a predicted model, not a curated record. NCBI's taxonomy places the organism in Eukaryota, Metazoa, Cnidaria, Anthozoa, Scleractinia, Merulinidae.